AUGGUGUCUGGACUGGAGGCAAAAGCAGUGCUCUGGCUGCCAAGCGUAGAGCAGGUCCUGUUGGCUGGGACUCAAAUUGACAGCGGAGAGCAUCGCUUGCUGGUCCCUGAUGAGGAGCUGGCAUCCCUCAGACAGGUGAAGUAUCUGGAGGUGAUCUGUGAGGAUGUUCUGCCCAAGACCCUGUCAGAGGUGAGGCGUCUGGUGGACCAGCUCUCCCGCCGGAGUGCCCCCCUGCACUGGGACGACCACCAGAGGACAGUGCUCACGCUGGUCUACAUCAGUCAGACUGUGGCUCGUCUGCACUCUGAGCACUCCCAACAGGCCUGGGGGGAUGUGCUCAUGCAGCUAUUUAAUGCUCUCCACAAGGACCUCAACUUCAACUGA
Messenger RNA from Knipowitschia caucasica, 384 nucleotides. The record is from the annotation of a GenBank genome assembly. NCBI's taxonomy places the organism in Eukaryota, Metazoa, Chordata, Actinopteri, Gobiiformes, Gobiidae.